Molecule: messenger RNA, 6222 nt
Organism: Manduca sexta (tobacco hornworm)
Lineage: Eukaryota; Metazoa; Arthropoda; Insecta; Lepidoptera; Sphingidae
Gene: ChT
Product: high-affinity choline transporter 1
Exons: 10
Coding region: 392-2176 (594 amino acids)
Biological process (GO): acetylcholine biosynthetic process; transmembrane transport; choline transport
Cellular component (GO): plasma membrane
Molecular function (GO): choline:sodium symporter activity
Source: RefSeq, a predicted model, not a curated record
GCCACCAGCGCCGCGACCCGCUGUCAUUUUAAUACACGUGAGCGUAAUGUGGAGCAUAAAGUGAGGCGAGAGAGCGUACAUUAAUGUGGCACGGGCACCCAUGUGCGGGCUAAGUUUCAGGACCAGGAACAGCCCUUCGCAGAAAACCUCCCUUCGAUGGGGCGACAGCUGUUUCGCGCGUGAGCCGAGCGUGUAACGCACAGGCGACGGUCCGGGGUGCAUCAGUGCUGUGUCGCGCCAGUGCCGCGCUCUGUGUAACCUGUGCUCUCCUGGUAAUGGUGGGCGGUUUGAAGCCGAGCGGCGGGCGCCCGGCCAGCCACUGACCCUCCGCUGUCACCGAAUAUCGACGUGGGAUAUUUUAAUACAUAAAUAAGUUUAAGGAGCAACCAAGAUGAUCAACAUAGCCGGCGUGAUCUCCAUCAUUCUGUUCUACGUGCUGAUCCUGGCAGUAGGCAUCUGGGCCGGCCGCAAGAAACCGCCCGGCAAUGAUUCUGAGGAGGAAGUGAUGCUGGCCGGCAGGUCCAUUGGACUCUUCGUCGGCAUCUUCACUAUGACAGCGACAUGGGUGGGUGGCGGCUACAUCAACGGCACGGCCGAGGCUAUCUACACGUCGGGGCUGGUGUGGUGCCAGGCGCCCUUCGGGUACGCGCUCUCGCUCGUCUUCGGUGGUAUCUUUUUCGCGAAUCCUAUGCGGCGGCAGGGCUACGUGACGAUGCUGGACCCCCUGCAAGACUCUUUUGGCAGUCGCAUGGGAGGCCUGCUGUUUCUGCCGGCGCUCUGCGGCGAGGUCUUCUGGGCUGCCGGCAUCCUUGCUGCUCUAGGUGCGACUCUCGCAGUGAUUAUCGACAUGGACCACCGCACCUCAGUCAUAUUCAGUGCUUGCGUUGCCGUAUUCUACACACUAUUCGGAGGCCUUUACUCUGUGGCCUAUACCGACGUCAUCCAGCUAUUCUGCAUCUUCAUAGGGUUGUGGAUGUGCAUCCCGUUUGCGUGGGCUAACCCUCACGUCAAGCCACUCAGCUCCAUGGACGUGGACUGGAUAGGGAAGGUGGAUUCGGAGUAUUACUGGUUUUAUAUUGAUUACGGGCUGCUGUUGAUCUUUGGAGGAAUUCCUUGGCAGGUAUACUUCCAACGUGUGCUGAGCAGCAAGACGGCGGGACGAGCGCAGGUGCUGUCGUACGUGGCCGCCAUCGGAUGCAUCUUCAUGGCCAUCCCACCGGUGCUCAUCGGAGCCAUCGCCAAGGGAACUGCGUGGAACGAGACCGACUACCACGGUGAUCUGACGCCUAACGGCGAGCUGACGUCGGAGCAGACGUCGAUGAUCCUGCCGCUGGUGCUGCAGCACCUGACGCCUGACUACGUGUCGUUCUUCGGCCUCGGCGCUGUCUCCGCCGCCGUCAUGUCCUCGGCAGACUCCAGCGUGCUCAGCGCCUCUUCCAUGUUUGCCAGGAAUGUGUACAAGCUGAUCUUCAGACAGAACGCGUCGGAGAUGGAGAUUAUUUGGGUGAUGCGCGUCUCCAUUCUGAUCGUUGGUGUGUUGUCCACCGUCAUGGCGCUCACCAUCCCUUCCAUUUAUGGCCUCUGGUCGAUGUGCUCGGACCUGGUGUAUGUGAUCCUGUUCCCGCAACUCCUGAUGGUGGUGCACUUCAAAAAGCACUGCAACACCUACGGCUCGCUGGCGGCGUACAUCGUGGCGCUGCUGGUUCGACUCUCGGGCGGGGAGAAGCUGCUUGGGCUGCCGGCGCUGAUCCACUACCCUGGCUGGGACGAUAAGAAUGAAGUACAGUUGUUCCCGUUCCGAACCAUGGCGAUGGUCAUGUCGUUGUUCACUCUGGCCUUCAUCUCUUGGCUGUCUGUGUUCCUCUUUAACUCUGGCUACCUUAGCCCUGAAUCAGACUACUUCAACUGCGUGGUCAACAUUCCUGAAGACAUUAGACGCGUGGAUGAACCUUCCGAGGCUGGAGAACAGAUGUCUGUCCUCGGAGGAGUGCCGGGUAGGCUGUAUGGUGCGGCUUCCACUCUAGUAGGUCCUGAUGAAAAGUCUGGAAGAAUUAACCCAGCCCUGGAGCCUGAUGACGACGAUCUCGACGACCCCAACGACGGCCCUACACCACUAUUCGGCAACAGCAGCGCUCCCCCACCGGUCCAGCCGUUCGGCAAGCAGACGGCCUUCUGAGAUAAGUGCAGUUAUUAGUUUGUUUUCGUUUUGGUUACAACUGCGCGGGCGGGCAGUCAUGUGGCAAGAAUAUGAUAAAAAUAUAGAAAAUCGAUUUGCAGAAAUAACUGAAGCACUCUCAAGCUCUGCGUUCCAAUCACGAACUGUAUCGAGCGGCGUCGAGUGCCACUCCAUACAGCGUGUGCGGCGCAUUUCUGGACACAUUACUCCCCACGCCGCGCCACGCCACGUAUUUUGCGAUGAAUUUACUAUCACGUUAAUUUAAACAGACGAAUAAGAACGUUACAUCGAAACGUAAAGCGUUUGACUUCUGUAUUUUUCUAAACAUUUAGAUCGUAUGCUCAACAUUCAUACAUAUCUUCCGCUGUUUUGCGUUUAAAAUAUUUAUUUAAUAUAAUAUAUAACUCACGCGCAACUGAUUUUAGUGUCGUGUGUAAUGCAUAUUAGUAUUGUUUAUAGUGGAUGUAUACACGAGUAAAUGUAUCUUGUAUAUUAGUGUUAUGUCUACUGUAUUGUGACUCAUGCAUAUCAACAUAGUGAUACGUUGUUUAUAUCGAUGAAGAUUCCUUAUUUAAGUCAAUUAAUGUAGGAGCGCACGCCAGUGUACACGUGCUUUGUAGCUGAACGUGAGACCACCCCUGACGUGACGUCACUUGAGUGCACGUAUCUGCCACACGAGGGAAUCGUUUCAUAUUAAAACGAAAGUGGUGGUUUUCUACUCAAAAUGUCUACUUUUUGAGUAACUUCUGCCAAUGAGAAUUAUUUUCUAUGUAAUAUAGAAACUGAUUUCCUCCAAGAAUACUGAAACAUAUCGCUUUUAAAGCACACAAAAUUUAAAGUAACAGUUUAGUUUGUAGUUAUAUUUGUUUAGAUAUAUCGGAGAAGCUUUUGUAUCUGUACUUAGCGAGUACAUUUAGGCGCUGUACGGAUUUUAUAUGAGCUUUAUUUACAUAGUUUUAGAAACCGAAUUUAUUGUUUAGGAUUAACGUUGAACACAGACGGUUAUAAUAGAACGAAUGAUAUUUAAUGUUCUAACACACUAUCUGUAACCGUUAAUACACUCGAAUUAAACUUUCUACUUCACAAGGAGUUGUUAUCGGAGCUCGUAUAAUGAUGGUCAUAGAUAAGCCUGACCUGUAGCGAUUUUGUUAAUAAAAGAACAAAACAUUAAUAGAGAGUGUAAUCGAUCGACAGAAUUGAUUCUGCUUUAUAGAGAGCAAAUAUCACUGAUUACAAACGUACGUUAUAAUCGGAUACCGAUAAAAAACGAUCGUCUACGUUGAACGUUGUUUUUGGAUACGCGAGUUUCUUAUUUAGGAUGUAUGUUUAAUGUUUAUGUUCUAAGAGUAAAAUGUAAAAUCAAAAAAUAUUUAAAUGCAAAUGCAGCCAUAUAUUAAAUAAUAUACUUAAAGAAAAUGUAUAUGUAUUAUUAAAAUAAACUAUAUUUUGAUUUAAACUUUGUGAAAAAUUAUCAAUUUUAAAAUUUAUGUAGAAAUCAUUAAUACUGAGCAAUAAUAUUCUAAAUAAAGAUUUGAACCUCAAUUAAUAAUUACUUUGAUAAGAUUGACAAAUUAAUACUUGAAGGACUUGACGAAAGUUAUGAUAUUCUUGAGACGAAACUAAGGAAUGAACCAAGAGUAUUUAUGGAAAUUUACAUCGAUUUUCAAUCUUUGAUAAUUGGAGAAAAAUGAAGUAAUCAAUUUUGCUGAGAUUAUGACCGACAUAUUUGGUAUAAUAUUAAAAAUGCACGAACUACAUUCAUUUGAACAAAAUUACUAAGACUGUAUUCUAGUAAUACGAAGUCGGUUAUAAAUAAAAUUAAAGUUAAUUGAAUCAUUCAAUGCUGAGAAAGAAUUUAUAAAAUGUACAUUCUAUGGAAUAUACCAAAAAAGUAUCUUGGGUGAGAUUUUAGUGUGAUAUGUACGAACAAAUGGGAUAGAAGUAAAUUAUUUAAAAUUUCCAAAGUUCUAAGACGGUUUCUAAGGGUAACGGUUAUCAUACUAGAAACUAUUUUAAAAAUCUUAUUUUUACAAAAUUCGAUUGUUCUAAAUUUAAAAAAUCGAAGUUUAAUCAAAACAUAACCUAUCGGAUUAAUACAAAAUCCCGGAGUUUUAUUUAAACGUGUCAUUAUCUAUGACAAAUCCGUCAUUACGCGUCAGUGGCGUUUGCUGGCGUGUGAUAAAUGUGUAUAUUUAGCUUAAUCACGUGACGUGUCGUUCUAAGUGUUGUAAAUCGGCUUUUGACUUGUUUUAUUCAAUUUUUAUAUAGAUGUUGUGUUGCGCCGUUCUACGUGGACUGGGCACUUGGAUAAAAUGGAAUGAAUAAAAAUUUGAAGAAAAAAACUAUAAUAUAUCUAUUUUUUCAUGUUACUAGAAAGAUGAUUUCGUUUAUCUGUCUUCAUUAUUUUAAUGAAAUAUUUGUCGUAAAAUAUGCAUAAUAUAAAUCGUAAAGUUUGUAAAAAACGAAUUUAUAAAAUAGUAACAUAUGAUAUAAUCUUAACUACACUAAUUUAACCUGUCUUAGAGAACGAUAAUUUGUUCGGCCAUUUGAGAAAAAAGUACUUUAUAUUUCUGAGUAUUAGUAUUGAUAUUUUUUUUCUAAAAAGUGGUUAUUUUGUCCAAGUUCCCUGUCCACAUACUAUUGUGAUAUAGCACACUCGCCUGUACUUAUUGCUGAGACUUCGAGGAACCUAUACAUAUCAAUGUACGUGACUUAUCUUUAAUAUAGCGUUAGUAUAUGGACAUAUCGUAUGUUAAGUGUAGAUAUAGCAUUGGUUGUUGUUCUUUCGACGUUGCUUUCUAAUAUAAUACGCGUACUGUUAUACCAAAUAUAGAAUUUAUUACAAAUUAUAUGUUUACCUAUUUACAAGGCAUGGAUUUAGGGUUAUUUGUCGGGGCUGUAGUCCACCGUUGACUCGCAAGACGACGUUUUGUUUGUAAAAAAAAUAUUAUAAAGAUUGAAUUUUAUUGUCUGUUCAAUAUUUAAUUCAAAUAAAAUAAUUUAUGACCUAAUUCAGGUAUUUUGCUAAAAGCAGUAAAACAUGCCCGUUAUGCGGCCUUUAUUUGGUUAUUGAUACUUAAAAUUUUAUUAUCCACAGCAGAUCUCUUAUGUCGUAGGAAAUUGUUAUAAUAUUUAUGUAUAUUUUAAUGUUUACGUGAGUAGAUAAUUUAGAAUAAAUAUACCUUGUAUCAGAAAUAUAUGAAGCAAUAUAUUUUAAUGAUCUAGCUGUAAGCAAAAUAUAUUAUUUUAAAUGAAAUUAAGCAAAACUAUAUUUUAUUGUCUAUAUAAAUAUAUAUGAUUUCUGGAGAAUAUCGCUUUAGAAAUUAAUGGGCCAUUUUAAAAAUAAAUGUCCACCGUUUUUACUUGAGUUCGCCUCUGUUAUUCUCAAUUUAUAAAUUUAUAACUCAUUUAAACUUUGCAUUUCAGAAUAAGUAAUAACUUAUGAAAUUUUUAACGAGGUUUGUAGGUAAAAAAAAUAUUGGUCUACUGCUUUGAGAAGUUUUGUAACUUAUUUUCUUCGUUAAAGUGUUUAUAUAGCGUAAUGUAAAAUACAUUAUCGAAUUAAAAAAAGUUUUGUUGCUCUUUUUAUUGAAAAAUCUAUAUUUUGAAGUAUAUUAUGAAUCAUGAUACAAUUAAGAUUGAAGUCAAAUACUGCAAUAUAAUAUUUAUGUCAUUUCUCAAACUAUGAGACCUUUGUAAAACUUACAGUUUUUUAUGAAAACCUUAUUUAAUCUAUAUUUGUUUUGACAUGUUUGUGUAAAAACAUUUUAGUUUUACUUAUCAACUUUGUAUCUGUGUUCAAUACUUAUUCAAUAAAAUUUAGAUCUUUAUGAAUUUGAAUAAUAGGAACGUAAUUUUUUAGGCGAUAUUCUCACGUACGCCGAUAUUAGAAAGCGAUAGUCCCACUGUUAGUUAGUAGUUAUACCUAUUGACUUAUUCCUAGAUCUUGUUAAAUAUUUUGAACAAAUAUUAUAUUAUGUGACAUAUGAAUGUACGUUGUGAACUAUGCGGGUGACCUGCGACAUAAUAAAACAUAUAGCAUGUUG